Penicillium angulare is the source of this 960-nucleotide messenger RNA. Its product is annotated as thiamine transporter TPC1. Bases 1 to 960 code for a protein of 319 amino acids. The record is from RefSeq and is a predicted model, not a curated record. Gene Ontology annotation, molecular function: transmembrane transporter activity. Gene Ontology annotation, biological process: transmembrane transport. The transcript has 2 exons. NCBI's taxonomy places the organism in Eukaryota, Fungi, Ascomycota, Eurotiomycetes, Eurotiales, Aspergillaceae.
AUGUCAGCAGGGGGCGAGCAUCUCAAAGAUGAAGGCACAACACGACAAACGGUGCUGGCGGGCGGGAUAGCAGGUCUAAUCUCGCGAUUUUGCAUUGCACCGCUGGAUGUUGUUAAGAUCCGUCUACAACUGCAGAUCCACUCGCUCUCGGAUCCGGCGUCUCAUGCAUCAAUUGAAGGGCCAGUUUAUAAGGGGACAUUAUCUACUAUGCGGGCAAUUGUGAGGCAGGAGGGAAUCACGGGUCUCUGGAAAGGGAACAUCCCCGCCGAAAUGAUGUACGUCUGCUACGGCGCCCUCCAAUUCACCGCAUAUCGCACAACAACCCAAUUCCUCGCCGAACUAGACCCCUACCGUCUCCCACCCUCACUAGAGUCAUUCAUCUCUGGCGCCGCAGCAGGCGCGACAGCAACAGCAACCACCUACCCACUCGAUCUCCUCCGUACAAGAUUCGCCGCCCAAGGCCCCGAACAGAUCUACACCUCUCUCCGCUCCUCAAUAAACGAGAUCGCGCGCCAAGAAGGUCCAGCCGGCUUCUUCCGCGGCUGCUCAGCCGCAGUGAUCCAAAUAGUGCCGUACAUGGGUCUAUUUUUCACAGCCUACGAGGGAUUUCGACCUAUCAUGUCGCGAGUGGAUCAACUACCGUUUGGGACUGGUGAUGCUGCUGCUGGUGUGGUUGCGAGCGUAUUGGCUAAGACGGGAGUAUUUCCGCUUGAUCUUGUGAGGAAGAGGUUGCAGGUUCAGGGGCCGACGAGGACAAGAUAUGUGCAUCGGAAUAUUCCUGAGUAUCGGGGGGUGGGGAAGACGAUUACGAUGAUUUUGCGGACGCAGGGGGUUAGAGGGCUCUAUCGCGGGUUGACGGUUAGUCUGUUGAAGGCUGCGCCGGCGAGUGCGGUGACGAUGUGGACAUAUGAGAGAGUUUUGGGGAUUCUGCGAGAUAUGGACUUUGCGGCGUUGCAGUGA